AAAAAACAAACAAAACAAACAUAUUACCCUCUUUCUUACGAAUAAUGGUUUGGUGAUUCAUGGUUAAUGCAGUGUAGUAUGUAUAUGAGAGACAGGCAAAGAAGGACAGACAAGUCGUGACAACUUACAUCAUCAUUUGACUGGACUUCAUCCUGCACGCAGUUAUUAAUCAUCAGCUGGCUGUUGCCCGUAAAUUUAGUUAUUUUGGCGCGCGCUUCUCAUCCCAGCUGGACUCUCACGCGCAGUCAGUGGGACGGCUCCAGCCUCCAGUGGCUCCUCGACCCUUCUCUUUGACGUUUUCUUUGUCUCUAACCAACCGGAGAAGACAGGAGGAAACUCAUCCUCGGCAGCAUGCAAGGUUUCAUCGGAAUUUCGCGUCUCUUAUUGGUUCUUCUGUUGCAGCUGGUACCUGCGCAGAUGUUACACCUCCCAGAGCAGAGACAGUCAAACAUGGCUUUUAUGGAGGUGCUGACAAGGAGCAUGUGUCGACCCAUGGAGCAGCUGGUGGAUGUGGAGCACGAGUUCCCAGAAGAUGUGGAGUACAUCUACAUACCUGCUUGUGUCCCACUGUGGCGGUGCUCUGGAUGCUGUGCAGAUGAGAAACUGGAGUGCCGUCCCACCACUAAACGGAACAUCACACUGCAGGUGAUGCGGAUUCUUCCCUUGGUAUCUAUGCAACAUGUGGAACUGACAUUUGUAGAGCAUCAAGAAUGUGACUGCAGACUCAGUCAGAAACCUCAAAAUAACAAAAGCAGCAGCAAGUCUGUCAGGAACAGACCUCGCAGGAGGAAACACGAGAAGCCAGACGUCGGCUGUGGAAAGUGCCAAUUCCCUCAAAACCAGAUAGAUCUUCACUAAAUUUGAAUAAAAUGUCAGUUGGCAGAGAGGACAACAGCCCGUGUGACUGUUCACCCUUCAUCCAAGUUUCUUUCUAUGCUCAUCAAAUCUCAGAUUUUCUGUCUUGUGCAUGCACUUCUUUUUUUUAUUGAUUAUCAAAGAAAAAUGUAAUAUGUGUUUGCAAACACCUUUGGACCCGGCUACUCUUUGGCCCAGACAAAAAAUCAAAUCAGUCUUUUGUAUCUAGCUGUUCAUGUGGUAAGGUUUGGAAAAUAUUAACAGAAUGUGGAACAGACCCAGAAGACUUUAUGUUUUUUUCAGCUUUCGUUCGUAGCAUGAAACUCUGUGAAGACUCAUGAAGCUCUAAACAGAAAGACAACGAACCUUAUAAUCAGUGUGACAUAUAUGUAUGAUUUCAUUUUCAGUGUUUUUGAUAAACACUAAAUGCAAACUGCUAAACAUGACAGAUGGCAAGUUCAUUAAAUAAAAAUGUAUAUGAAA
This is a messenger RNA of Melanotaenia boesemani (Boeseman's rainbowfish), 1338 nucleotides long. It is a transcript of the gene pgfa, whose product is annotated as placental growth factor a. Gene Ontology annotation, cellular component: membrane. Gene Ontology annotation, biological process: sprouting angiogenesis; response to hypoxia; induction of positive chemotaxis. The transcript has 7 exons. Gene Ontology annotation, molecular function: chemoattractant activity; growth factor activity; vascular endothelial growth factor receptor binding. The record is from RefSeq and is a predicted model, not a curated record. Bases 352 to 858 code for a protein of 168 amino acids. NCBI's taxonomy places the organism in Eukaryota, Metazoa, Chordata, Actinopteri, Atheriniformes, Melanotaeniidae.